CCCCCCCUAACACCUAACAACGUUCCUCGCCUCCACUCACCCACUCACAUCCGUCUGCGUUUCCCACUCCUUCUAGUCCUCCUCCGCCGCAACCAUGUCUUGGAAGCUCACCAAAAAGCUUAAGGAGACCCACCUUGCUCCUCUUGCAAACACCUUCAGUCGCUCGUCUUCCACAUCCACAAUCGUCGGCGAUGGCACAUCCAAGAGCUCGGGCUCUAGCACAUCGAGCAGCACAACUCUCGUAGACUCAAAAGAUCCUCAGGGCAUUGCUGCCUCCGAGACAAGCGCCGCCGCUCCUGCCCCGCCGCUCAAGCCUGGAAUUCUUAUAGUCACAUUGCAUGAAGGAAAGGGUUUCUCCUUGCCAGCAGGCUCUGAGCAUGCCUUCACAGGUGGUCACCACCAGGGCUCGCUCUCCACUGGUGGUGGCUUCUCUGUUGCAGGGUCCAUGCGACCCAACUCCUCAUCCCGCAAUCAGGUUGCAGGCUCGUAUAGUGCGAACCGACCACAGUCCGCUGCUGGCAGCAUAAACGCCGUUCCUACGAACCACGGAAGAUACUCCUCCAAGCAUCUGCCUUAUGCCCUUGUAGAUUUCGACAAGCAACAAGUCUUCAUCAACGCCGUGUCUGGCAACCCAGAGAACCCAUUGUGGGCAGGUGGCAAUACCCAAUACAAGUUCGAUGUUUCCAGGAUAACUGAGCUCACGAUUUCUGUCUACGUCCGAAACCCCCAGGCAUCCCCCAAUGCUGGACGGAGCGAGGAUAUUUUCAUUGGUACUUGCAAGGUCAACCCGCGAUUCGAGGAGCACUCCGACGAUCCGAGGGCACCAAAGAAAGAGAAGGACAAGUCGGCUGCGGAAGGCCAGAUUGGCGCCGAGUGGAUUGACAUUGCAUAUGGAACUGGGUCCAUGAAGAUCGGUGUCAAUUUCGUCGAGAAUAGACAAGACCGCUUGUCGAUUGAGGAUUUUGAUCUCCUCAAGGUGGUCGGCAAAGGUAGCUUCGGCAAGGUCAUGCAGGUCAUGAAACGUGAUACCCACCGUAUUUAUGCUUUGAAGACGAUUCGCAAGGCACACAUUAUCUCCCGUUCUGAAGUCGCACAUACCCUCGCAGAGCGAUCGGUUCUAGCACAGAUUAACAACCCCUUCAUCGUUCCCCUCAAGUUCUCAUUCCAAUCCCCCGAGAAGCUCUACCUUGUCCUAGCUUUCGUCAACGGUGGUGAGCUCUUCCACCAUCUCCAGAAGGAGCAACGUUUCGAUAUCAAUCGGGCCCGAUUUUAUGCAGCAGAACUCCUCUGCGCGUUGGAAUGCCUUCACGGUUUCAAUGUCAUCUACCGCGACCUUAAGCCAGAGAACAUCCUACUCGACUACACUGGCCAUAUUGCACUUUGCGACUUCGGUCUUUGCAAGCUUGACAUGAAGGAUGAGGAUCGAACAAACACUUUCUGUGGAACACCCGAAUAUCUCGCUCCUGAGCUGCUCACGGGUGCAGGCUACACGAAGACUGUGGAUUGGUGGACCCUGGGUGUGCUCCUGUAUGAGAUGCUUACGGGACUGCCACCAUUCUACGACGAGAACACCAACGACAUGUACCGCAAGAUUCUGACCGAGCCUCUCCACUUCCCGGGUCCAGAGAUCGUCCCUCCUGCGGCGCGCGACCUAUUGACUCGCCUGCUUGACCGCAAUGCAGAGAAGCGAUUGGGAGCAAAGGGUGCCGCAGAGAUCAAGGCACAUUACUUCUUCCACAGCAUCGAUUGGCGAAAGCUGUUGGAGCGCAAGUACGAACCUAGCUUCAAACCCAAUGUGCUUGACGCCAAGGAUACUGCGAACUUCGACCGUGAAUUUACGUCAGAAGCCCCUACAGAUUCAUACGUCGAUGGGCCAAUGCUGUCUCAGACAAUGCAGAAGCAGUUCGCGGGAUGGUCAUACAACAGGCCGGUCGCGGGUCUUGGAGAUGCUGGAGGAUCCGUCAAGGACCCGUCCUUCGAGGGUGUUGCUGAGCGAUAGAGGGUACGGAUUGUCGUAAAUAUGGGCAUCUGGGAGCCACGAUACCGUGGUCAAAAUUCUUUCCCAGAAGCCAGCACCGAAUCUAUUAGCGAACAAACAGGACGUCACGACGAUGGCAACGUCAUCUUCCCAUGCUCACAUUUCGGGUUUGGAAUCUGACUACAUAAGACCUUGUCUCUUCUGAGUUGGACAACGAAUAUGGGA
This is a messenger RNA of Aaosphaeria arxii CBS 175.79, 2203 nucleotides long. RefSeq names its product serine/threonine protein kinase-like protein. Gene Ontology annotation, molecular function: ATP binding; protein serine/threonine kinase activity. Lineage: Eukaryota; Fungi; Ascomycota; Dothideomycetes; Pleosporales. The coding region runs from base 95 to 1999 and encodes 634 amino acids. Gene Ontology annotation, biological process: protein phosphorylation. The record is from RefSeq and is a predicted model, not a curated record. The transcript has 6 exons.